Messenger RNA from Cuscuta europaea, 680 nucleotides. Lineage: Eukaryota; Viridiplantae; Streptophyta; Magnoliopsida; Solanales; Convolvulaceae. The record is from the annotation of a GenBank genome assembly.
UACCUCCAGAUACCCUCAGCCGACGUCCCCCUGGAUAUCAUCAAUCACCAAAUCGGGGAUGGUCAUCACUAUUGUCUUCCCGGGGCAAUCCCGGAUCAUUAUGAAGAACCCAUCCACGAUGAAGAUGAUGAAGAACCCCCAAUCAUACCCGAACAACCACAACCUCAAGCAUUCCACUACACACCUUUCGAGCAACAAAUGCUCGAUAACAUGGUCACGCUCAACCAGAGCAUUGUGAGGAUGGAAGAGCAGCGGCAAGCAGACUGGCGUAGGUAUGAGGAAGACAGACGGAGAUCUGAGGAGGAUCAGCGUAGAACCUUUGGUCCGAUAUACUCAUAUAUAGCACACCAGGGCUCCUUUUCCUCUAUGACCACUCCACCUCCUGCACCAUCAUGGUAUGACCCCUCUCAGUGGGAUUUCUUUGGAGGAUCGAGCUCCGGUGGUGGAGGCUACGAUGGUGGUUAUGGCGGGGAUCACAUGGAUGAGGACGGACACCAAGGUGGAGGUCUAGGCGGACACUAGGGACAGUGUCAGAUCCUAAGUGUGGGGGUGAAGAGAUCUUCCCGGAUCCUGAGGGCGAUUACUAUUGAGAGUUCGGAUUAAAAUUGAAGACCCAUCUUUACUCUUUUUGUUUUGGAGAUACUUUAUGUAUUUGUUAUAAACACUUGUGGAUGUUGGUG